Molecule: messenger RNA, 3059 nt
Organism: Pseudoliparis swirei
Lineage: Eukaryota; Metazoa; Chordata; Actinopteri; Perciformes; Liparidae
Gene: schip1
Product: schwannomin interacting protein 1
Exons: 15
Coding region: 1-2169 (722 amino acids)
Biological process (GO): positive regulation of hippo signaling
Cellular component (GO): plasma membrane; cell junction
Source: RefSeq, a predicted model, not a curated record
AUGCUGAGGAACGGCACGCACAGAAGCAUGUACCAGAGAGAGGAGGCGAGGCUGCGCAGCAGGAGUCUGGUUGUGGCUCGGGAGAGGAAACACCUUGCUCUGUGCAUUAAUAACCAGGAAGAAGUGAAGAGGUAUCACCGCGACUGUAAUCACAGCGGAGGGAAGGCAGUUCCCAAGGUGGAGAGAAGCCACCCUUGGAAGAGCGAGGAAGCAGAUGACAAUAGCCCCCGUCGUCAGGAACAACAACAGCACCUGGAAAUAAAGGCUAUCGUGAUCCAGCGGGCCUGGCGUGCCAGCACGUCCCGGCGGGGACACGGCAACAACCACGGCGGCCAUCGUCGGGGUGAGACGGAGCCUCCCGAGAGCCAGCGGGACCCCGUGACGACCACCAAUAUUUCUCCGGAGCAGCUGAAGAGCCUCCAGAGUGGCUUUGAGCAUGUUAAUGAUGGAGGUUUUCAGCUGCAGAGUAAUCAUCUGACCAUGGACCUGGACAACAUGCUGCAUCUGGAGACAAAGGUGUUGAUUAUCCAACGGGCCUGGCGUGACUUCCUCCAGAGACAGGAAGCAGUGAAGAGGAGCCCCUCCCCACCCUCCCUCUCCUCUGACAAGAUGAGCAUGUCCAUCAGCAUGACAACCCUGUCAGAUGGGAGCACCCCAGAUUACCGGGAGGAUGGCAUGGACCUGGGGAGUGACGCCUCCAGUCGCUCCAGCUCAGAGUCCAAUUCCAACAAGGUCACACCGUGCUCCCCUUGUCUCGACCUGGCCACUUUGGAGGACUACAAAUCCUCUCCCUCCCUAGACCUGGCCACCUUAGAGGACUAUGAGCAGGACGAGGACUACCAAGAGUAUAAGAAGAAGGUGAUCGAGGAGUGGGAGAGUGAGUAUGGAGAAGACUCCAUCUCUCCACAGCCUCCUGGUCAAGAGGAAGGUGGAGGAGCCCCCGUGGGGGCGGACGGCCUUGGCGAAGGCUAUACGAAGGCAGUGAACAGUCGCAGCCUUGCUGAAGAAUUCCAGGAUGUGAAGCCCGUUCCACCCCUUCCGGCCUCCGGCGGCGACACGGCUACCUCCGCCGCAGCCGUCCCAGAGGAACUGAAACAGAACGGCAAUCUGAUUUUGCCCAGGAGCCAUCAGCUCCGUUCCCGCGGCGCACCGCAGAGGGCCACAGGGACUCCCAAGCCACGCCACCGGAGCUCCACUCGAGGCAGGGGGAGUCGCAGCACUAGCAGGGGUGCUGGUGCUGGUGGUGGUGGCGGAGGAGCCGGAGGAGGCAGUGGAAGCAGUGGAGGGACUGGGGGACGGAUGGGGGGCUACAAAGAGGAGGAGGGUGUCGAGGAGGAGCCUCUCCCCACCAUGGACUGGGCAGCCCUGGAGAGACACCUGGCUGGGCUGCAGUGCAGAGAGCAGGAGAACCAGAAUCUCAACCUCAACCAGAACCACAACAUGGGCAAGACCAACUACACCUCGGCCCAAAAGAAUGAGAGGGAGUCCAUCAGGCAGAAGUUGGCCCUUGGCAGUUUCUUUGACGAUGGGCCAGGCAUCUACACCAGCUGCAGUAAGAGCGGCAAACCCAGCCUGUCCUCACGGCUGCAAAGUGGGAUGAACCUCCAGAUCUGUUUUGUCAACGACAGCGGCAGCGACAAGGACAGCGAUGCCGACGACAGCAAGACAGAGACCAGUCUGGACACGCCUCUGUCCCCCAUGUCCAAACAGAGUUCGUCCUACUCGGACAGGGACACCGCAGAGGACGACUCUGAGUCUCUGGAGGACAUGGACUUCCUAAGUCGACAGAAGAAGCUGCAAGCGGAGGCGAAGCUGGCCCUGGCUAUGGCCAAGCCCAUGGCCAAGAUGCAGGUGGAGGUGGAGAAACAGAACCGCAAGAAGUCCCCAGUGGCCGACCUGCUUCCACACAUGCCUCACAUCAGUGAGUGUCUAAUGAAGAGAAGCCUGAAGCCCACCGACUUGAGAGACAUGACGCUGGGGCAGCUCCAAGUCAUCGUCAAUGACCUGCACUCCCAGAUCGAGAGUCUGAAUGAGGAGCUCGUACAGUUGCUGCUGAUUCGGGAUGAACUCCACAUGGAGCAGGAUGCCAUGCUGGUGGACAUAGAGGACCUCACCAGGCAUGCUGAGAGCCAGCAGAAACAUUUGGCUGAGAGGACCCUAUCCAAAUAAGAUGCCCGUACCCCCUCCACCUCCACCUCCCCCCCCCCCCCUCUCUACCAAGCUAAGCUCCCUAUCCAAACCAGACUUUCCCCCUCUGGCUAUUCCACCUCCGCCCCGUGUCGAUCCAAAUCCUGCCCGUCCCAAGUAUUUUGCUCCCCGCUGCUUCCCCCGUCUCCCCAUGUCUAGUUCCCGUCCACCCCACUGACUCCAGUGGUAGCAGCAGCGCAGAAGAAGGCCACCCUCUUUCGUUUGCUUCUGUGGUUUUCUCCCAGCGCUGAAGGACGGAUGAGCACUUCCUGGGAGAGGAGGAAAUUGAUUGUGUGUUGUCAUGGCAUCUGUCCCCAGCUUCCUGUGCUGUGAUCGGCCUCGCUUUGCUAUUGUUUCUUUUUAACUUUCUACAUUCGCCACUAAAUUAUAACUGUGAAAUGCAAAAAUUGUGUGGGGGGGGGGGGGGGGGAUUGCGUAAUAGUGAAAAAUUUAGUAGAAAGUCAGUCAUGAAAAAAAGAAACAACAUUGUAUGAAAAAAAAAAUGAAAAAGUAACUGAUGGAAACUAACUUCUUCAGACCAUUUUAAGUUGGACAGUAAUUUUCAAGUAUUUCCAAGUCAAUCUGUUUUUAUUCUGCACAAAUGGUAGUUUUCAACUGAGAAACGUUUAUUUGAAGGUGCUAUAAGAGUGGAAAGGAAACAUGCCUGCCUUGUAGUGGAGUCGUAGCUUUUGGUAAUACGUUCACUCUAAUUGCUCUUCAACAUUUUGUGAAUGUUGAUUUUCUGACGAGUCAUUUUAAAUGAAUAAGUGUGUUCAAAUCGUUUUCAUCCUACUGUAAUCCAAAAAACUUUAUUUGAGGGAAGAAAUGUUGAUGUACAGAUAUGUAAAAUAAAGAAUUAACUUUGUUUCAUA